UUUCUCUUCCCCGUCACUCGCAUCUCGCGGGAUCAGACCCCAGCGCCGCCGUCCUCAUUCUUCGCCCCGCACGCCGCCACACGAACCACCUCAGCUUCCCGCGCCACUACCCUCGCUCCUCGGCCUGCCGCCGCACGCCUCCCGCACUGUCGCCCUAAGCCCUCGGCCCCGCGCACCGCCGUCCUCGGCUCUCCGCUCCCCGCGACGCCGCCCUUGGCUCUCUGCCCCCCCGCGACGCCGCAGGGACCUGCGAUCCAUCCCCGCACGAAGCAGCGCUCGUCCAAGGUGGGACGAGCUAGUCCGUGAAAAUUUUGGGGGCAGGGUGAACCCGGACCUGAGGUAUAUUCGCUGGUUUCGGCGUUUCGGCAGCGCCGCCUGCGCCCACUCUUCCGUUCGAUUUGGUGGGCCGACGUCUAGUACAGCGCUUCCCGCACGGCGAUGUCGGCGACGCCGCUGCCCCCGCCGGGCCCCGACGGCGCGGGGGCGCUCCCGCCCCCGCCGGGCACGGACAUGACGGGGAUUUGCUUCCGCGACCAGCUGUGGCUGGACACCUACCCGCUCGAUCGCAACCUCGUCUUCGACUACUUCGCGCUCUCCCCCUUCUACGACAUCACCUGCAACAACGAGUCCCUCCGUUCGCGCCAAAUCCACCCCCUCGACAUGUCUCACCUGACGAAGAUGACCGGGAUGGAGUACCUUCUGAGCGAAGUGAUGGAGCCGCACCUGUUUGUGAUCCGGAAGCAGAAGCGGGAGAGCCCCGAGAAAUCAAACCCUAUGCUCGCCUACUACAUCCUUGACGGCUCCAUCUACCAGGCGCCACAGCUCUGCAAUGUCUUUGCCUCACGCAUAAGUAGGACUAUGCAUCAUAUAUCAAAAGCCUUUACCAUAGCAUGCUCAAAGUUGGAGAAGAUUGGAAACGUGGAAACUGAGUCUGAUGCAGUAGCCUCUGAAUCAAAGACCCAAAAGGAAGCAAUCGACCUGAAGGAACUCAAACGAAUUGAUCAUAUCCUGUCAUCCUUGAAACGGAAGAUAGGGGCUGCUCCUCCACCUCCACCUUAUCCCGAGGGCUAUGUCCCACCAUCAGCAGAACAAGAGAAAGCACCGGAUGAUGUGGCAGCAUCAGAGGCACCGCCUCAACUUGACCCUAUCAUUGAUCAAGGUCCUUCUAAAAGACCAAGAUUCCAAUGAAAGAUUUGUAGCUUAAAUCUGCUGACUCACAAUUGCCUGUAUGUUUUAAAGUUGCAGACGUGGACUUUAUAAGCUCAUUCUUGCUGGUUAUUUACGGGCCAAAGAUAGAACUAACCUUGUGGCAUGAUGUUUCUGUCUCUGAGUUUCUAGCUUGAAUCUUGUAGAUUGACCAGUGUCAUUUGCUCUGGGCUUGCAAUCUUGUAGAUUGGCCAAUGUCAUUUGAUCCGGUGUUAUCCACUGUUGCUGUUGACCUGUUUCCACUGAGCUUGUAUGACUUAUGAGGUGGCUAUAGUUUUACCUUUGUGCAAAUCUGCAAGGCUGGACAACAGAUUCAUUAGUGAUUAUAUAUAUUUGUGUAGAUUUAUCAA
This is a messenger RNA of Sorghum bicolor (sorghum), 1556 nucleotides long. Its product is annotated as mediator of RNA polymerase II transcription subunit 6. Gene Ontology annotation, cellular component: core mediator complex; mediator complex. Gene Ontology annotation, biological process: regulation of transcription by RNA polymerase II. The record is from RefSeq and is a predicted model, not a curated record. The coding region runs from base 439 to 1188 and encodes 249 amino acids. NCBI's taxonomy places the organism in Eukaryota, Viridiplantae, Streptophyta, Magnoliopsida, Poales, Poaceae. The transcript has 5 exons. Gene Ontology annotation, molecular function: transcription coactivator activity.